ACUGAAGCCCAGCAAUUGACGUUUAGAUUGUAACAAAAAAAUUAAAAAUGUAAAUGCUGUGAAAUGUAAAAACAUUUAAAGCGAUGUGUACAUUGCUCUGUACAGGAAAAUAAUUAUUUUCCAAUCUCCGAGUAGCAAAAUUUGUGAGUAAUUUCCAUUUGAGUGAUGAUCCACUUGUGCCAGUUUGUCAUUAAAUUUUUAGACAUGUUUAUGUUAAAUUUAUGUUCAAAUAACUUAAGAAUAAUGUAGUAAGAAUUCGUGAAGCGCAUUAAAAUGCCUGUAAAUCAGUGGAAAUUUCUUAUUGUCUUGAAAGAUUCUCUUUCAAAGUUAACCAAUGACAAGAAUUUACAAAACGUUUUCGGCAAAGAUUCAUUCCAAGUUAUUUACAAUAAGUUGCCAACCGAUCUUAACAACACCAUUACUAAAUAUAUUGGCCAAAUAAGUCAUUUUAACAGACUUGCCCGUCAUGAUUCUGAAACUUCUGGUAAUUUACCAACAGUUUUUAAGACGAAACCAGGAAUUGAGGCAAAAGUUGCCCCAAAAUGGAAAAACAAGGGCAGAGUAUCAAAGUGUAGUAUAUCUUCACAAACUCACCAUGUUAUACUAUCAUUGGAGUCAGCUGAAAACGAAGAUGCUUUGCUUAGUAGAAUUGAGGCUUUUAUAUCGCACCUACAGCAAUUUCCUGAAGGACGAAAUAGUGCCAUUAGAGCAGGAGCGGUACGAAUUUUACUGAGAAUUCGCCAAAAAGUGCCCAAUAGCAACAUUCAAGGCGCAGUCAGAGAGGCACUAGCAAUAUUGGGGUACUCAGAUCCUGUCAAAGCUAAUGGAAUUCGAAUUUUGUCAAUGGACGGUGGAGGAAUCAGAGGAUUGCUUAUUCUAGAAAUGUUGAAAAAACUGGAAGAGUUGACAGGGAAGCAGGUUCAUGAGUUGUUCGACCUAAUUUGUGGUGUCAGCACUGGAGCCAUUCUGGCGUUCAUUUUGGGUAUUCAUCGCAAAAACGUGGACGAAGUCGCCGCGGGGUACAAGGACAUAAGCAUGGAGGUUUUCAAGCAAUCGCCAUUAUGGGGCACUAGCAGCCUAGUAUGGAGUCAGGCUUACUAUGAUACAUCUCUGUGGGAGAAGAAGCUUCGUGAGCAUUUGGGUAGUGAUAGUCUUAUUAGAACCUCGCGUGAUCGUGAAUGUCCUAAAUUGUGUGCUAUCUCAGCUGUCGUAAAUCAGUCUCGGUUGUCAGCUUACGUAUUUAGAAACUAUUCUCUGCCUUGGAGAGUCAAGUCGCAAUAUUUCGGGGGAAGUCAUCACGAAGUGUGGCAAGCAGCGAGGGCAUCGGCUGCAGCCCCCACUUAUUUCGAGGAGUUCAAAUUGGGCAGUUUUCUGCAUCAAGAUGGGGGCAUUCUAGUUAACAAUCCGACUGCAGUGGCUUUGCAUGAGGCUAAACUGAUCUGGCCUGAGACUUCCGUGCAGUGUGUUGUGUCGUUUGGGACAGGAAGAACGAUUCCUUCACCUGGUGAUUUUCAGAAAGAGUGUGAAGAUAGCACUAGCAGUACCUCAUGGGCUAGCAAAUUUUAUCGAAUCCUGGAUAGUGCGACGGACACUGAAGGCGUCCAUAUCAUGUUGAGUGAUUUGUUACCAGCGAAUGUGUAUUAUAGGUUUAAUCCAUACUUGACUGAAAUGAUUAGCAUGGUGGAGAUUAAUCCACAGAAAUUAGAGCAGUUGCAAAGAGAUGCGAUAAUGUACCUGAGGAGAAAUGAAGACAAGUUUCAAGAAGCAGCAAAAGUGUUAACGGAGGAGAAAACGUAUUUGCAAAAAUGCAAAGAUGUGAUUAAUUUCAAGAGAGAAUUGUACGGUUUAUAAACACAUGACAUUGAGUUUUAAUUUUAUUAAAGAAUAAAAAGUUUGGACCAAAGGAAA
Molecule: messenger RNA, 1908 nt
Organism: Tribolium madens (black flour beetle)
Lineage: Eukaryota; Metazoa; Arthropoda; Insecta; Coleoptera; Tenebrionidae
Product: calcium-independent phospholipase A2-gamma-like
Exons: 8
Coding region: 274-1851 (525 amino acids)
Biological process (GO): arachidonate metabolic process
Cellular component (GO): membrane
Source: RefSeq, a predicted model, not a curated record